Messenger RNA from Podarcis lilfordi (Lilford's wall lizard), 11876 nucleotides. NCBI's taxonomy places the organism in Eukaryota, Metazoa, Chordata, Lepidosauria, Squamata, Lacertidae. The record is from the annotation of a GenBank genome assembly.
AUGGCGACCUACGUGAGCGAGCUGGAGGCGGCCAAGAAGAACCUGAGCGAGGCUUUGGGCGAGAACGUGAAGCAGUGAGUGAGGAGCGGGGCCCUUUCACCUUCUGUCUCUCGGCCCCUCCGGCCGCUUAGCCGCCGCGCCCUGCGCCAGGGGCCUAGUAGGCCGUGCCCGAGCGCCGGCCUCGAUUUGUCCCGCGCACCCGCGGGGCGGGCGUUGCCGGGGCGGCUCACAAAUGGGUGGGUGGACGGGCGGCUCCUGCCCGAGUCCUUCCGCGGCCCCCGACCCCAGCUCGCUUCGGGGCGCGCCUCCCCACAUUCUCAUUUCUUUGUUCCGGCUCGCCGAUAUCUCGCUCCAGAAACGCCCUGCAUCAAAGUGGCGUCGAGCGGAAAGAGCGGCGGCCUUUCGUUUUGUGUUCUCGUUUUAUUUAUUUCAUAACAUUUAUAUACUGCUCCACCGUACGAAAAGCAAACAAACCGAACCUCCCAGCGGUCUGGGGAAAAGAGAAUGAAAUCGAGGGGAAUUCACAACCCGACUUACUUAAAAGUGAAAAUACCAGCAGAACGGAUCAAAAUUCACUUCAGCAUUUCCAAACGUUUGGGUCCAAACAGGUGUGUUUUGAGCAGGUGCAGAAGAGCGCAGCCUGCUGGGUCUCCAGAGGCGGGGAGUUCCAAAGGCCACACUCCCCAAUCAGGGUCCCACACAUGCCGAAUGGGUCUUACGGGCACCUGCAGUUGUGCCGAUUCCACCAGCUGAAGCUGGCAAGCAGGUGCAUGUGAAGGGAUCUCUCAAGGUGGUUUAGCAAAAAAAGAUGAAAACAAUAAAAAUCGGCACUUUUUUUUACAACCCUAAUUAAAAACACACCCAGAGAGAGAGAGAGAGAGAGAGAGAGGCAGAGAACCAAAAUGGAAUAGACUAUGAAACUCACACAAACUUUCUAAACAUCUGGGUAAAGGUAAAGGGACCCCUGACCAUUAGGUCCAGUCGUGGCCGACUCUGGGGUUGCGGUGCUCAUCUCCGCACGGAAAUGCCGUUUACCUUCCCACUGGAGCAGUACCUAUUUAUCUGCUGGCACUUUGACGUGCUUUCGAACUGCUAGGUUGGCAGGAGCAGGGACCGGGCAACGGCUCACCCCGUCACAGGGAUUCAAACCACCGACCUUCUGAUCGGCAAGUCCUAGGCUCUGUGGUUUAACCCACAGCGCCACCCGCUUCCCUAAACAUCUGGGUAGGCUUGUCUAAUAGAAUAGGAAUAUCUAAAUAAGAGCACAGUGCCCUGUGCUAGAGAGAAUAUAAACCUGGCAGGGCCGGCCCAUCCAUGAGGCAAGGUGAGGUGACCACCUCAGGUGGCAGGAUCCACAAGGGUAGCAGAUGUGGCCUCCAAAGAAUGCAUUGCCCACUGCCACAGUGGCAGAAACAGCUGCAUCUACAGAGGAGCAUUUUGUAGUUCAUCUCGGGGGCCAAAAGCUCAAGGACCACUCUUCUCUUCUUUUUAUAAUAGAAUGGGGAAAUUUAUUGAACUAUUUGAAAGACACACUGUAAACAAAUUAAAACAUUAGUGGCAUUGAUAUAGAAACCUGCAGUAAGAGAUAAUUAAGGGGAAGAUAAGGAAAAAUUUGUAAAUAUAUUUUAAUUAGAUAUGCAGUAAUAAAAUAUAUGAAAUGAAUAACCUCAGAAAGGAGGGGAGGGAAGUCGAGGCAGAAGUAAAUUAGAUUUGUAAAGAUUCUGGUUUUUUUGUCAAAAUGUUUGUAAAAGCUGAAAAUAAAAUUAUAUAUAAUUUUAUUGGACAGGCCCUGAAGCCCUGGGAUAAGCCUAUUUGAGUUGCCUCAAUAUUUCAAAGAACACAUGGUAUAUAGGGGAAAGGGGUAGGUGGGAAAGGUGAAGCUAGUUUCUACUUUCAGUAAUGGGCACCAUAUUUUUCGCUCUAUAAGACGCAUCAGACCACAAGACGCACCUAGUUUUUGGAGGAGGAAAACAAAAAAAAAAAUAUUCUGAAUCUCAGAAGCCAGAACAGUGCAGUGAAAGCAGCGAUCCCUCUUGCUGUUCUGGAAUAGCUGCACAGCCUGCAUUCGCUCCAUAAGACACACACACAUUUCCCCUUACUUGUUGGGGGGGGGGAGUGAGUCUUAAAGAGCAAAAAAUACGGUAAUUCUGUGAUGCCCAAUGUAACAUUUGUAAGCUUCCUUAUGUAAUAUUUUGUUUUUCAGCUAAUAUUGUUUAAUGCCAAUUUAAACUGGUUGCUGGUUAAUUGCCUUGAUCUUCCUGCUGGCAUUCGUCCGUAGACAGAUUUUCCCGGUCAUGUGGCCGGCACAACUUUUCUUGUUGCAGCUUAAUAUAUAUUUAAAACAAAAUUGACAAGAAUUACUAGGGCAGAGAUCUACCAGCCCUUCACUGAAUUGAAAUGUCCAGAAUUAUUAUUUUUUAGGGGGGCAGUGCAUGACGGUGGGGUGGGGGAGAGGCAGUUGUGACAAAGUCAGCUAUGGGUUGUAAUGCAGACCAGUCGUUGAAAGACCACCUACCUUUUUUAUUUUUCUCCCGUGGCGGUGGGGCGAGCAGGCAAAGAAGAGAAGUCCUCCCCCUAAAAAAUGGCCAACAAGUUCCAGUACCUCUUUUUCUAAAAAAGAAACAAAGCCCUUAAUAUAACCAUGGCUUAAUUGCAAAGAACACAAUUUUUAAUUACCCCAGGGGAAGCAUUGAAAAAAGCCAGCAUAAAUUGAACCACUUCCAUGGCGAUUUCCAGCUGCUUUCUUUGGAUUGUCUAAUUAGUACACAUAGGAUUAUGCUGGAGCCAGGCACUUAAGGUGUAAAAUUCGACUUUAUUAUUUUCAGAUUGAGUAUUGCAGUUACAUAAUUUUCCAAAGUGCUAUGUUCUGUUUCCAGGCUCUGAUAUUCAACAGAGAGUCCUGAUGGUCAAAUUGUUCCUUAAAUUUAUUACCGGUAACUCUGAUUGAAGUUCUGCUCGUCUUUGGACUAGAUAACCCCUGAGGUUCCUCCAAUGCAGUGGUGGCCAAACUUGGCCCUCCAGCUGUUUUUGGACUACAACUCCCAUCAUCCCUAGCUAACAGGGCCAGUGGUCAGGGAUGAUGGGAAUUGUAGUCCCCAAACAGCUGGAGCACCAAGUUUGGCCACCACUGCUCUAAUGUAUGAAACUGCAUGAUAGUCUCUCCUAAAGGGUUGAAGAGGGAAAGAGUAGAUUGUUGAGAAGCGAAGGCUAGUAUUGAGGGUACAAUAUUUAUAUAUUUCACAGAUACUGGGCUAAUUUGAAGCUGUGGUUUAAGCAAAAGAUCAGCAAAGAAGAGUUUGACCUAGAAGCACGGAGGCUCCUCACACAAGACAAUGGUAAGAAAACUAUAUGUGAGUUGCUCUAUGUGGCUUCCAUGAAUCUCAUGCUGAACUUGGGGGUUAGCUGCAAUACUGUACAGUAAUGGAAUGAUUCAGCUAUGAGCAGGCCAUGGGGUGGGUUGAACUAUAGGGCACUGAAAUUGCACCAUGAUCAAUGAAGACAAUGUUUAGCCACCCCUUUGGUUUCUAAGAUUGCGUCAGGCAUUACUCAAGCACCUCCAGUUCUGUAUCUAGUUCAGGACUUGCUGUGUAGACUCAAGGGGCAUCUUCCAUGCUACUAUAUGAUGCUGAGGCAAGUGCAAGAUGGCUUGCUGACAUCUUUAUGUGGACUUCUUUUCUUUUGGCAGUCCAUUCUCACAAUGACUUCCUGUUGGCUAUUCUCACACGAUGCCAGAUCUUGGUUUCUGCACCUGGUAAGUCUACUGUAAAAACGUUCAUGCACCUGGACUUUAGGAGAAAGAGCUGUAGUGUGUUUACUUCAGCAGCAAUUCUAAUAUUCAUUUUAGUAUGGUUAGAUGCAUGCUGAGUCUGUUUUACCAUAUUGGCCUGAAUAUAAGCCUCACUUGUUUCCAAAAUUCUUACCCUGAAAAGUUAAAGUGUGGCUUAUAUUCGCAACCUUAUGGUAUGCAGCCAGGAGCGCAGGGCAAACAGCGCCAGGAGUGUGGCAAAGUGGUGCCCGCCCUACAUGUAGUCCCCCAUCCUCUCCCCCAAGGUCGGGAAGGGAGAGAGCGAGGAAGGGGAAAGGCCACCGGCAACGCAGCGCAGCUCCCCGCUCCCCCCCCCCCGUAUGCAGCCAGGAGCAGCGAGGGAUGGAGCGGCUUAUAUUUGGGUAUAUUUUCUUUUUUUCUUUCCCAGCCUCCAAUUUUAAAGGUGCGGUUUAUAUUCAGGUGCUGCUUAUAUUCGGGCCAAUACGGUACUUCUCAGAAACCAAUAGAGCUGCUUCCUUCCCAAAAUAGCUUUUUUUGAAACCUGGAAAUAUAUAUAUAUUUCAUUAUUGUAAAGUGACAUUGGCAGGGAUCUUAAGGAUGCUAUUGAUAAGUAACUUCAGUAGCAGAUGUGUACUGCAGAAUGAAUAGACCCAGGAAAGUGGGGCACAUAUGAAUAGAGGAGGGACCCUGAAGUUUUCAUAUUAAGCCUUGGCACUGGAGUUGGAAUGAAGCACACAGAAGCAGCAUUCAUUUUCUCUCUGUGGUUUUUUAAAUAGGACAGUUGUAGCUAUUCCUAGAAUGCUUCCUUAGGCUGCCUCACCAUAAAUAUCCGCAAAUAGGCAAAGGUGAUAUCAAACUUGAUUGACUGGUUGGAAGACCAACAGUUCCCCCUCUACCCACGAUUACAGCUGUGAUCAUUGCACUGUGAUCAUUGGGUCAGGUACCUCAGAUCUUUGGGUACCUGUACUUUUUCCUGCCUUUCUCUCAGGCCUCCUCACCUGGGGAUGCAGGUAGAUUGCUCACCAAACCUCUCUAUCCGCCGCCUCCUCCUCCCUUUCCAUGACUCUGAGGCUUAAAAGCCCCCAGAAGAAACUGGAGACUUUCAUCCUCUCAUCAGCCCCACGCAUGACAAGUGCAAACCAUCUGGGUUGAUUUCUCUUUGAGCUAAUUGUGAGCAGUCUGCCAGCUUCAUCAUAACCCUGUACAGUGGGACUAAUAGGUCUGAGCAGCAUACCUAGUUUGUAGGAACGGGUUGAAAUGCCCAUAUUUUGCUUGUCUUAAGAUUAAAGAAACCUUAUGUUGAGCAUAACUUACACAGUAAAGUCAGGAUAGUGGAAGCAACGCAUUCAUAAGCACAUUUACUUGAAAUGAAAGUAAGUGUGCUUGAGACUGCAGUGUCAAAUGUUUUUCAGAAUUCCGUUUCAGAAGUACAAGUCUGAUCCCGAACGUUUUGGAAAAAAAGACUUGCCUUGAUUCUGUCUAAUUGGGUAGAUUUGUGAGCUGCCACACACAGAACAUUCUCCAGAAGUCCUUCAGGGAGUAAGGUGGAAGACCUAUUGUGAAAGUGAUUAAAGUACAGUUUGGAGCUUGCAAGAGAAGAUGACAAUUUGCUCUUCUUUGACUCACAACAAAUUAUCAUAAGUCAAGGGGGUCUAUUUUUAUCUCUCUUCAAAAAUGCUUUUGUUAUGCCCUGAAGCAGCACACUCUUAUUUAUCAAGUGUCACUGAGAUUCAUGUUCUGUCUCUGUGUAAUCAUUGCUCUUCCAUGUCCACGGAGUUCUUGCCACAAUAUGGUACUGUAGGGAGCCCUGGUGGUCUUGUGCUUCCCCUGGUUCUCCUCACCCCAGCUUUCUAGCAGUUGCACUCUCAUCAGGGUAACCCAGCUGUGUUCCUCAUUUUGCCAAACUUUGUGCUGCACUUCAAACUUUGUGCUGCAAAGUGUUGUUUUAAAGUAUGCCAUUCUUCAGCAUCACAACCAGUUAAGUGCCCCACUGAUGUAAGUAAUGUAUAAACACAUAAUAAAAAGGAGUCCUUUUGCUCCAGAGAGCACACUAUAAAAUAUAUUGACUGUGGUUCAGAGACAUGAGUGUGAUGCUGGGUGUGAGUUGCAGAAAAUAGCUCAGCCCAGAAAAGUGGAAACUGUGGUUUGGGAAGCUGAGGUUGCUGGAGUAGAGCAUAAGCAACCUCUGGCACUUGUGAUAGACUGUGAUGACCAGGAUAUUUAAAUUUGACAGGGUGCAAUGGAGAUUUAGAUCCUUGCCAAAUCUAAGACUUACUGUUUUCUUCUUUUCCAUUUCCAGAGGGUGCUGGCUCUUUGCCAUGGACAGGAGGUUCUGCAACAAAACCAGGGAAGCCCAAGGGGAAGAAAAAGUUUUCCUCCGUUCGGCAGAAGUUUGAUGUAAGUUUGUCCAUUCUUACGUGCAUUAGAAAGAGGAAAACUAAGCCUAGAUGUUGGAAAUCAACAUGAUAAGAAAUGCAGAGCUGCUAUCAUAAAUAGCAGCCCCAGCUCAAGUUCCUGACACACUCUCCAAACCUUUAGUACAGUUCACCAGGCGCAUCACUGCGCUGUGCAUUUCCACACCUCCACCAGUGGUAGCCACUGAGGUGGUUUAGCAGUGUGGAAACGUUUCAGAUAAUGAUGUUGGGAGAGCAGAAGGGAAGAACUCAACCUGGGACUGGAAUUUUGGCCAACACUUACUUGGCAGACUUCUUAGAAUUUUUUUUUUUAAAUAUGAAUACCCCACUUUUUGCCAUUCACAAAGGAGUUGCUGAAAGUGGCAUACAAAUGAAAUGCAAACACAAAAGCAACAAUGACCCAACUAUUAGAAUACAAGUUACGAAGCCAGAAACAGCAGCUGAAAGCAAACACCAAAAGAGCAGCUCCAGCAACUGAUACAGUUGAGUAGCAAUAAAAUCAAAAGUGGAACAGGUAUAGGUGCCACUUAAUAACCCGGUAUAGGUGCCACUUAAUAACCCGGUAUAGGUGCCACUUAAUAACCCGGUAUAGGUGCCACUUAAUAACCAUUCUGCAUUUGUAAGAACUCCGUCUUUUAGUGUGGCAGCACCUGCUCUCUGGAACUCCCUGCCUAUUGGUAUCAGGCAGGUGCUUUCACUGUACUCUUUUGGGUACUUGCUAAAACAUUUUUUUUAGACAAUCCUAUCCAGAUGCUUAGGAAAUUGGGUGAGUUUUAAUCUGUUUUUAGUAUAUUGUUAUUUUAAAAGUCUUAAAUAAUUGUUGUUAACUUUUCUUAUUGAUUUAUCUUUUUUGUAAACCAUUUUGAGAUUAUUUUACAAUCAAGUGGUGUAUAAAUUGUAUGAAAUAAAAUAAAUAAAAGCUUGUUUUAAAAGGAAAGUUUUCAGUUGCUGGCAGAACACAAAUAAAGGGGAAGAUAACCUCUUGGGGCAGGGAGUUCUACAUAUGAGGUGCCACUGCAGCAGAAGCCCUCAGAAGACCGUCAGUGGCACACACAAGAGAAAUGCAACAGCCAACCUUAAAGGACAGGCAGAUUUGCAUAGUGUAAUUUCAGAGGCUUUUGCAUGAGCUUGGAUGGAGGAGGAAAAGGGAAGGAGAAGAGCAGAAUAGCUUAGGGAGCCAGUAGAUGUCAUUAUUAGCAGCAGUUCUAAAGAUGUAUGCGUAUUAAGGACGCACCUUCCAACAUGCCAAGUCAUGCUUUGCCUCUUCUGGUUUUUGAGGUGUCUUCUGAUACAGUUUUAAUAUUAUCAAUCUCUUCUCCACAAGCAUGAAGAUAGGGACUCUGAAAAGUGCAAGUGAGAUUAAUGAGAAACAAUAUUCUCUGCUUUUGGUGCAAAGAAUGUGCUCUCAACUAUGGAGGCUACGUGAAGGGAAUUAUGUUCAGUUCAAAAGUAGAAACAUUACAAUAUUUUUUGUUUUAUUAAUUCCUUUUUUAAAAACAAACACUAAAAAUACCCUACAAAUUGCUUACAAAAUCAGCAUAACCAUCCAUAUGGUUAAAAUUGGUAGAGUGCUAUCUUAUACUCAAAUAAAUGGAAAAAAAUGCUCAAGAGGCCUCCUGUCCUUCACAACUUGCAACUAAGAAGUUUAUUUAAUGUGCAAAUAUAUAAAAGAGGCUUAGACAGAAGAAGAUUGUUUUGAGAAUUAGUUACACAAUAGACUGAAUAGCUGAAUAGACUAAACUCAUGUACAGUGGUACCUCUGGUUGCGAACGGGAUCUGUUCCGGAGGCCCGUUCGCAACAUGAAAAGAGCGCAACCCUCAGCGGUGCGUCUGCGCAUGCGCAGGUUGCGAUUUGUCACUUCUGCGCAUGCACAUGACGUCAUUUUGCGCAUCUGCGAGCAGCAAAACCCAGAAGUAACCCUUUCCGGUACUUCCGGGUUGCCGUGGGACAUAACCUGAAAGAACGUAACAUGAAGCAGAUAAAAUUGCAAAAACAUGAUAAGAAUGCAUACAUAAAUAAACUGGGUAGGAAUAAUUGUGAAAUGCCCAGUAAGAAGUUGGAUACCACAGUGUUUUUGUAUAUUUCUGCGGAGCUGCAGAUGUGAUCUAUAUCCUUAAGAGUUCAAUCCUAUAUGCACUUAUCCCAGAGUGUGUACUGUUGAACUCUGUAGGGCUUUCUUCAUGUAUAGGAUUGCAGUUUAGGGGGCUGCUAUGAUAAAAUAAUGUGUUUAAUUUCUCUUAUCUCUCUGAAGUCUUAAGAAAGUGGCAGGUUAUGUGUCCAAAUGGAACAUUAUUUAAUCUCGCUCAGUGUUUUAGCUUAGACAGCUGAAAUGUAUUGUUAUACUUAACAGCACCGAUUCCAGCCUCAGAAUCCAUUAUCUGGAGCUCAGCAGUUUGUGGCCAAGGACCCCCAAGAAGAUGAUGAUCUGAAGCUCUGUUCACAUACAAUGAUGCUUCCCACUUGGGGCCAGCUGGAGGGAAGGAUGAUUGUCACUGCUUAUGAGCACGGACUGGAUAAUGUCACUGAAGAGGCAGUGACAGUUGUUGUCUAUGCUGUGGAGGUGAGAUAACACAGAAGGAAAAAUGUGGUCCUGGUUUUGCUGUGUAUGUAUGGUAUGGAAUUAAAACUAGCUAUCACUAUAGAAAUAAGCAAAACAGAUACCCACAAAUCAAUACAAAAAACAAAACAAAACCAGCCUUUGCAGGCAUAUAUGAUAGCACUUUUGGUGUUAUUUCUCAGAGUACGAGUAAGGCAGGCUGAGCUUUUUCUGUAACUCUGCUGGCAUACAAACUUGGACUUUAUAAAGCAUUUAAUACUGGCUUAAGUGCUGAAUGAAAGAAAACAAAGCCAUAUCUGGUUCUGAUGAAAAUCUGACUCCCUGCCUUGGAUUUCUAAGCAUCUCAACCUUUUUGCUUUCUCUCUCUCUCUCUCUUUUAGCUCUUAGUUGUAUAUAUGUGCAUUGGCCAUGAUCCAAAGUUCAACCAGGCUCUACCACACUCACAAGUACAGGGACUGAUUUGCCUUCUGCUUUUUUGUGAUGAUUCAGUAUGAAUACAGAGAAGAGGCAGCACCUAUGUGAGCAUUAGGCCUGUGAUUUGCAAAAAGUGUCUGCAGAAUUGAGGACCUUAUGCUUGUUUCUCACAUGCCUACCCCAUUCAGAUAUAAAACAGAAUGAAGGGGCUUGCAUCCUGCAUCAGACUGUGGGUGAGGGUAAUUGAACCCUUCUCCCCCUGAGGUUCCCAUUCUCUUUGCUUCAGGCACCUCUGGAAGUGAGCUGGGCUGGAGGAUAAAGGAGUGUGGGUAACAGAUUGUGAGGGAGUGAAGUUGGGGAAGUAAAGAUGGGGAUACAUCUCCCCUAGUCUAUUAUCUGCUUUUGAUGUUAACCUUGGGGCCACUAUUUCUUCUGCUCCUCCCUGCCUUUAUAGUGGAACACGGCAAACAUGAAUUAGCAAAAGUUCCCAAGAGCCCUUAAUCUAAAGGGCUUAUGUCAGUUUCCAGCAACUCUAGUUCCAGUGCCGCCAGUCCAAUAACUCUGGCCCUCCCUCCUCAUUUCAGUUAUGAGUCAGAGUCCCUGUUGUUGCUUAGAGUGGGGGUCCUGACACUAAGUCUGCCAGGGUCAUCUUCUUAGGAGAUAAGUUGUGUAGAUUUGGAUCAGGCUGAUGUGUGUCUAUGCUAAUGAGAUGCACUGAUUCCCUGGGUUGCUUCUGGGUAACAGUUCAGUCUGCAGUUUCUUUGGCAGACUUGACAGUGCAGGGCAUAAAGCUCUGGAGCCUGACCAGUGGGUGUUCUAGUUUCAGGCCUGGGUGUCGUGCAGUAUUUACAAGGUAAUAAUCACAGGACGGGAACUGGAAGUUGUUCUUGGUACUCAUCAUGAGCAGUAAAUAUGAGUUCUAUCUCUGCAGAAGCAUCUUAAGGAUAUCCUUGCAUCUAUAAUAUCAAGGAGAAAGGCCUACCGUCUCAGAGAUGGUCACUUCAAGUAUGCCUUUGGAAGCAAUGUGAACCCACAGCCUUAUCUGAAGAAUAGCGUUAUUGCUUACAACAACUUAACUGAGUGGUAAGAAAGUACCUAUUUUAAUGUGGUGCAGGACAGAACUUUAGAAUACAAUACAAAACUAGUGUUUUUCAUUCAUUCCUUUUCCCCUCCCUAUUUCUCUUUUUCUAGCCCUCCCACAUGCUUAGCUCCCCCUCCUGGUCAAAACCUUGCUUCCCACCCACCUCCUGAUGAUGCUGAGCAGCAAGCAGCCCUACUCCUAGCAUGUUCUGGGGACACCUCUCCAGCCACUCUGCCACCAGUCAACAUGUAUGACCUCUUCGAAGCUCUGCAGGUAACUUCCUUAUUCUGCUAGUUAGCUUGGCUUGGAGAGAGUGUUUUCUGGAAAAAGCCCAACAUAAGUAACCUUGGGACUGUAGGAAGGAAAUGCUCUUUUCUGUAUAAGUGCAUAUGCACUACAUAAACUUCCAGGUUGUAUCUAGCUGUUAAGCCAGCAACUGUUUUAGAUUUUCCAGCGAACUAAAUUUAAUUUCCUACUGAAGCUCCCAAAAUUUAGGCAAACAGGCCCAGUCCCCACUCUAUGUACUUCUGAUCUUACAUACACUUAUCAAGCCAUCUUUCUAUGAAUCACAAACAUUAUCGGACAGGGCAACAACUCACUUUUUAGCUAUGCAUGUUGUGUAACACAUGGCCAUAUUCACCUUACCGUUCUUGGUACAGUAAUUCCCAACUGUAUGCUAGGAACAUAGGAAGCCGCCCUAUUCUGAGUCAGACUAACAUUCCAUCUAACUCAGUGCUGUCUACAGUGACUGACAGCAGAAGUCCAGGAUUUCUGACGGGGGCCCCUCGCAGCCCUAACUGUAGAUGCUGGGGACUGAACACGAGACCUUCUGUGUGCAGAGCAUACAUUCUGCCCUUCCCUAAAAGAAGGAUGCAUAUCUUGAAAAAUUAAUUAGCACAUGCAUCAAACACUUUGUCCCUUGAACUGGGGAUCUUGAAAGACCUACAAUGGCUCCCAGUACGUUUCUGAGCACAAUUCAAAGUGUUGGUGUUGACCUUUAAAGCCCUAAACGGCCUCAAAGCCCCAGUAGACCUGAAGGAGCGUCUCCACCCCCAUUGUUUUGCCCGGACGCUGAGGUCCAGCGCCGAGGGCCUUCUGGCGGUUACCUCAUUGCGAGAAGCAAAGCUACAGGGAACCAGGCAGAGGGCCUUCUUGGUAGUGGCACCCGCCCUGUGGAACACCCUCCCACCAGAUGUCAAAGCGAUAAACAACUACCUGACAUUCAGAAGACAUCUUAAGGCAGCCCUGUUCAGGGAAGUUUUUAAUGUGUGACAUUUUAGUGUAUUUUGGGUCUCUGUGGAAGCCACCCAGAGUGGCUGGGGAGACCCAGCCAGAUGGGCGGGGUACAAAUAAAUGAUGAUGAUGAUGAUGAUGUUGUAGUGUAUGAAGCACUAAGAAUAAGAAACACACAAUUAGUUCCAGUUGGACAUUUUAGGCCUUUUAAGUUGAGAAUAUGUUGCUAACAAAAUUUCCUCAUAUGUAACCUGUAGGUCCACCGAGAAGUGGUUCCUGCACACACAGUCUAUGCCCUCAAUAUUGAAAGGAUCAUCUUGAAGCUCUGGCACCCAAACCACGAGGAGCUGCAGCAGGACAAGAUCCAUCGGCAGCGGCUGGCUGCAAAGGAAGGACUCCUGACAUGCUGA